Xenopus tropicalis (tropical clawed frog) is the source of this 6138-nucleotide messenger RNA. RefSeq names its product periplakin (gene ppl). Bases 251 to 5530 code for a protein of 1759 amino acids. Lineage: Eukaryota; Metazoa; Chordata; Amphibia; Anura; Pipidae. Gene Ontology annotation, cellular component: cytoplasm; desmosome; lateral plasma membrane. Gene Ontology annotation, biological process: intermediate filament cytoskeleton organization. The record is from RefSeq and is a predicted model, not a curated record. The transcript has 22 exons.
AGCCAGAUUUGCAGACAACACUGAGUACCUGCUACUUCCAAACUCUCAGCACCUACAGGCACCCACAGGUGUCCCACCACAGCACAGGUGGCACCUUGCAGGACCCAGCGGCACCCUACUGCACCCGGGGACACUAUAUAGGACCUGAUAUCUGCAGACCCUACAGAACCUCCAGUUCCGAGAAAGCCAUCCAGAACCCAGAAGAACCAACACUACCCACCCCGACAAGCACCAACCCAGCGGCAGAACCAUGAGUUCCUUGUUUAAGAAACGGAACAAAUAUAGUCCCAAUCAGCAACCACCCAAAGUCAACUCCAACAAGGAGCUGUCAGAGCUGAUCGAGAGGCUGCAGAAGAAUGCCGACCAAGUGGAACGCUACGUGGUGGACACAGACACCAAACUGCAGGAGGACGUGGAUAAGCUUCUUGCCUCCAGACCACUAAGCUACAGGGACUACACCGGCGACACCAUUAAGGAAUCCGAGAGACUCGUGGUGGUACUGGAGACGGACGCAGUGCAGGCACGCCAGCUCAGUCACCCGCAGGCCGACAUGAUUAGCGAGGACAUUCGCCAACUAAAGGAACGCAUUCAGAUCCAGAAGAAGAAGCAUGACCAGAUUUAUAACCAAAAGAUACCGGUGGGAGAAGUUCCAAGAGUCGACUGGGGCAAACUGAUUGAUACUAAGAUGGAUCAGCUGAAUAACCAGGGGUUUGCCACAGAUUUGCCCAACCUGGAGAAACAGAUUGAAGAGCACAACAUCUUCAACAAUGAGGUCAAGGCCAUUGGGGAUCAAGUCAACAAGAACAGUGACAAGGAAUAUAUCAGCGGUCUGCAGGUGAAAUACCAGAAGCUUGCAUCUGCAUCCCAAAAGCGCCAGAGGGAUCUCGGUAGCCUGCAGGACUACAUGCAGCGUUGCACCAAUGAACUGUAUUGGCUGGAUCAGCAGGAGAAGGAACGCAUGGAAUACGACUGGAGCGAUCGCAAUAAGGACUACAUGAGCCGUCGGAGGCAAUACGAGAACUUCAUCCAACACAGCCUGGAGGCCAAGGAACAUGAAGUCAACAAUCUUCAGGAAGAAGGAGACAAGCUCAUUGCAUCAGGACACCCUGGAAAAAUACCAAUUGAGGCUCAUACUGAAGCAGUCCAUGCAGACUGGAAGGAGUAUCUGAACCUCCUGAUCUGUGAGGAGAGUCACUUGAAGUACAUGGAGGAUUACCAUCAGUUCUAUAGAGAUGCAAAAGAUGCUCAGGAUUUGCUGAAGAAAGUUGACAGUGAUAUAGACCAUAAGUAUAACCCAGACUACAAGGACCGUUACCAGAUCGAGGCUCAGCUACGUGAGCUGGAGGACCAGGACAAGGCUUUAGAUAAGUACGGGGAAGUUCUAGAGUCACUACAAAAGCGCAGCCAGCAGGUGGUGCCACUAAAGUUCCGCAGGGAGACCCCCCUGAAGCCAAUCCCAGUGGAAUCCUUGUGUGACUUCUACUCUGAAGAGGGUGAGAUUAGCCGUGGAGCGAGUUACACUCUGAAGGCCAACAGAGGGGAGAAAUGGGAGCUGACAGACAGCACUGGAAAGAAGUUGGUUGCACCGGCAAUAUGCUUCAUGAUCCCACCAACUGACCCUGAGGCUGUAGCACUAGGAGAGAGCAUCGGCAACCAAUACCGAGCAACGAAGCAAAAAGCCACUGGAUCUAAGAAUGCACUGCUACAGCGCUUGGAUGUGCAAAAGAAAGAAACCAGUCAGGUUGCUACAAGUGCCCACGAUACUCAAGGGCGUCAACUGCUUGCCGGAUUGGACAAAGUUGUAAGCGAUUUGGAAAGGCAAGAGAAAGCCAUCAGCUCUCAACUGCGCCCCCCUCUGGAGCAGAACCGAGCAGUGCAGGACAGCUCAGAGAGGCUGAAGGAGCUCAAGAAUAUCUCAAACGAAGUGCUGCGUAUUGAACCUGAAAAGGUCCAGAAGGUCCAAGAGUGUGAGGUGUUCCUGCAGAAAUCCCCUGAUGUCUCUUGCUCACCCAUCUUGAGGAGCAAAGUGGGAGAAACCAACAAGAAGUAUGACAGGGUCAACGAUCUUCUCUCAUCGGCUCAGGACAAGAUAGAUGGGUCCAAUCGCUUGGAAGGCAGCCUCCAGAAGGCCAGAGACCUUCUCUCCAGCUAUGAAUCCAAACUCGCCUUAGAUGACACAGUUCCAGAAGAUCCACAAGCCAUCGACAGAAAACUACAGGAGUUAUCGGCAAUGAGCUCCGAGCUGCAGAAGAGCAGAGCAGUUUUCGCAGAGGCCGAACAGAACCUCUACAACAGUCGGACGAGUUGCAACAACCUGGCCAACCGCUUUCAAGAGCACUGUCCUGACAUUGAGCGCCAAGAGGCUGAAGUGUCCAAACUCAACCAGCGCUACAGCCAGUUGGACCAGCAGCUCCAGAACAGGUCUCAAGGCCUUCAGAAAGCCAAGGUUGCCUACUCUGGUUACCGCAACAACUAUGACCACAUGGAUCAGUGGCUACUGAAUUUGCCGAACUACGAGCCCAAAGAGACGGACAGUGUCAAGCAAGUGGAGACCAAACUGAAAAACCAGAAACUUCUAGUGGCUGAGAUUGCAGACAAAGAGCAGGACAUGCAGCACGUAUCAAGCAGCGCCCAGCAGUACCAGCAAGCAGUGAAGGAUUACGAGCUUGAAGCUGAGAAGUUGCGGUCAAUUCUGGACAUGGAAAACAGGAGAAACACCUACAAUAAACGUCCUAAAAUCCAGUCAUCCGCUGCCAAAGUGAAAGAACAGGAAGCAGAUCUGUCAGCAAGAUACACUGAAUCCAACGCAGUGAACAAGCAGAGGUUACAGACAUUGGAAUUUGCCCAAAGCCUUCUGCGGCAGCAGCCAGAGGCAGAAAUACGCCAAGAGUCAGUUCAGAUGAUCCGGUCUGAGAAACCAGCCGAGGAGACCUGGAAAGUCAAAAAGAUGUUAGAUGAUGAGGUGCAGCGCCGGCAGCAGUUGGAAUUGGAGGUGAAGAGCACCCAAGAGGAGAUUGUUCUUCUACAGAACCAGAAACCUCAGGAGACCAUAGUGAAAAAGGAAGUGUUGAAGAAAGUACCAGACCCACAACUGGAAGAAGAAUAUCGCAAGAUUCUUGAGAGAGUCUCGGAAGAGCAGCGCUUAAACAAGUCUUUGCACGAUGAGCUUGAAUCCCUAAAGCUGAAGGUACGUGCGCUGGAACAUGAGCAAAAAGAAGGUGGUCAACAAUACAGAGUCAAGGAGGUCCUAAGGAUAGAAAAAGAUAAGGCACAGCAGGAAGAAUACUUGAGACUCAGAGAGGAGUUGGAAGAGCUGAAGAGGCAGAAAGGGGCCAAACAGAGCGAGAUAGCAAGCUUACAGGAACGCAAAGUUAUCCUGUCAGAAGAAAAAAAUAAACAGCAGGAGAAAGUCACAGAGAAAGAGGUUGUCAAAAUGCAGAAUGACCCACAACUGGCUUCGGAAUAUAAACGUCUUCAGGAGAGUAAACAAAAGGAAAGCACUCAAAGGCAGAAGGAGGAAGAAGAGCUCCAGCUUCUGCAGGAGAAGUUAAAACGCCUAGAGAAAGAGAGAGCUAUGGCUGAGGGCAAGAUUACAGUAAAAGAAGUGCUUAAAGUCGAGAAAGAUCUGGCCACUGAGAGGGAGGUGGCUGACCUUCGCAGACAGUAUGACGAAGAGACUUCCAAGACACGAAAUGCUCAGAGGGAAAAGAAUGAAUUGAACCGAAAGAUAAAUAUUUUAGAAGAGGAGAAUGCCAGAGUCGUGGUUCAGGAGAAAGUAAAGGAAAUUGUACGUCCAGACCCUAAAGCUGAAAGUGAACUGGCCAACCUACGCCUGGAGGUGAUAGAGCAACAGAGGAAAUACAGAACAUCUGAAGAGCAACUGAAAAGUGUGCAGAGCGAGCUGGCAACCUUACAGAAACGUGGUCCACAAGUAGAGACAAAAGAAAUAAUCAAGGAAGUCAUUACGCACAAGACGGACCCCGAGGUCUUGUCAGAAUUGGAGAAGCUCCGUGGGGAGAUCUUAGACAAGACACGAGUCAUAGAGCGUUCAGAGUUAGAAAUCACACAGCUAAAACAGGAGAUUCAAAGCUGGAUAGAUACAAAGCCUCAAGUUCAGAUCAAGGAGGUUAUUCAAGAGGUCCUUCAAUACCGUGAAGACCCAGCCACCAAGAAAGAAGUGGAGACCUUGAGAGCAAAGUUGGCUGAAGAGCAGAAGAAAUGCUUGGAACUAGAAAAAGAGAGAAUGACUCAAGAGGACAAAAUAAGAAAGAAAGAAAUGGAACUAUCACAAGUGAAGGAAAAAGUGGUUCAGCAAGAGGUGGUGAAGCUUGAAGAAGAUCCUACCCUGAAGGCAGAAGUUAACAGCUUCUCCAAAACCAUAGAGAAUGAGCUGAAGCAGAAGGACUCCCUGCAGGAGGAACUACGCAAGCUGCAGUGGAGGAAGUCAGAGCUGGAACGUCAGCUUGAGGAGCUAGAAAAGGAGAGGCAGGCUAGGCGAGAGGCUGAGCUUGAGAUUAAUAAACUGAAAAUCAGGCUGACUGAACUGGAACAGAGAGAAAUAGAGACCAAAGAGAAGGUUACAUUGCAACAGAAAGUUGUUCUGCAACAAGACCCACAACAAGAAAAGGAGCAUAACCUUCUGAAGCUCCAAGUGGAAGAAGAAAAACACAAGCGGCAGCUGAAGGAGGCUGAACUUGAAGCACUGCAAAAAAAACUCAUCUCAUUGGAGAAGAUGGAACUAAAGGAAAAGGUUGUAUUUACAGAGAAAAUAGAGGUUGAGAAGGAUCCUAAAACAGAGCAAGAGAUCCAGAGGCUGAAAAUCAGCUUGGAAGACGAGAGUAAAGCCAAGAGAGAGCUGGAUUCAGAGGUGAGUCGUCUUCAAGCCCGUCUUUCUGAAAUAGAAUUCAACAACUCCAAGGCCAACAAAGAACUUGAAUACUUGAGAGAUGAGGUCCAUAAACUACAGAUGGAAAAGCAAAAUCUGCAGCUGGAGACCCGCCACCUCCACUCCGAAAUACAGAUCACCAUGAAGGAAGCUCAAGAUAUCCGAAACAUGACUCAAGUCGACAGUGGAGCGAACUUGGAUUCUCGCCUCCUCUGCCUGGAAGAAGAGCUGAAAGAGCUCCAAAUGAUCUCCAAAGACAAAGAUGCAGAGAUUGAGCAACUGCAAAAGCGUCUGGAAACCAUGACAAUCAAGAAGGAACAGAGAGAGAACCACCUUCGCCGUUCCAUCGUCGUCAUCGACCCAGACACCGGAAGAGAGAUGUCGCCGGAGGAAGCCCGCAGAACAGGUCUGAUCGACUGGAGUAUGUUUGUCAAACUUCAGAACCAAGAGUGCGACUGGGAAGAAACCACCAUCAAGGGGCCCAACGGCGAAUCCUCCGUGAUUAUCGAUAGGAAAUCAGGCAGGAAGUUCGACAUCGAAGAGGCCCUGAGACUGCGGCGCAUCACCAGACGCCAGUACGACAGUUACCUCAACAAGGAAAUGUCCAUCCAGGAAUUUGCAGCCUUGGUGUCUGGGAGACUGUAGGAGAAAACAAUCAGUUGCAUUAUAUUACGCCCAUUAAGGGGAUGUUACGGACAUUGAAUCAGUACAACUGCCCCGUGUUUUCCUGUUACCCGUAGCGGGACUUCCUUUCCACGUUUCUUCUACUUUAACUCCUUUUAUAGUUUGUAGAAACGAUAUAUUUUCACACGGACAUGGGUUCUGACGACCUUCUGCCCGUGUCCUGUGGCAUCCCUUUAACAGCCAGUGAGGGGGGAGUGGCCAUAAGUGUACCCCAUAGUUCCAGUAUAUUCUUGGUGUAGAUAUGAAGCCAAAGCUCAUUAUGGAACAUGCACUAAGCAGGAUAAUCACUUCGACUGUAUAAACCAGAUGCAAAACCCACAGAUUGUAUUGGGGCUUAUCACCCCCUUGUGAUAUAGAGAAAGGAUAGCGGAUGCUUUAGAAAAGCACAGCUCUGUCUUCUGUCACUUUUUCCAGCCAAUGAUGUGCCUUACUAACCCAAACCUGUCCCUGUGUGAUAUCAUGGUGCCAUGGCACCCCUUUUUCUGUAUAUCUUAUUCCAUGGUGGGAUCGGAGAAAUAGUCAAAUGUAUUUUAUUUAUGUAAUGCUAAUAAAGAUGUGGUGGUUCUGAA